UGCCUCCUCGCUCCUGAAUUGCCAAAGGAAGCAAUCAUCAACAUGAAGACUGCUUUAAUUUUGCUCAGCAUCUUGGGAAUGGCCUGUGCUUUCUCAAUGAAAAAUUUGCAUCGAAGAGUCAAACUAGAGGAUUCUGAAGAGAAUGGGGUCUUUAAAUACAGGCCACGAUAUUAUCUUUACAAGCAUGCCUACUUUUAUCCUGCUCUAAAACAAUUUCCAGUUCAGGGCAGUAGUGACUCAUCUGAAGAAAAUGAAGAUGGUGAUAGUUCAGAAGAAGAGGAGGAGGAAGAGGAGGCUUCGAACGAAGAAGGAAACAACGAAAACUCAGAUGAGAACGAGGAGGAAGAGUCUGAGGCCGACAACACCACGCUUUCCGCUGUGACCCCCGACUAUGGGGACGUCACCCCAGGAACAGGGUUCGCAGCGAUCCAGCUGCUCAAGAAGGCUGGGGCUGUGAGAAGCAAAGCCACCAAACAGGAGGAAAGCGAUGAAGAAGAGGAGGAGGAAGAGGAGGAGGAGGAGGAAGGAAAGGAGGAAGACGAGGCAGAGGUGGACGAAAACGAGCAAGGCGUCAACGGCACCAGCUCCAACAGCACCGAGACGGAAAACGGCGACAGCGGUGACGGCGGGGAAGGGAGUGUCACCGGGGCCGCCACCUCCCCAAGCUGGGGCCUCCGGGCCACCACCACCACCCCGCCGCCCGAGGUCUAUGCCACCACCUCCCCGCCGCCCGAGGUCUAUGCCACCACCUCCCCGCCGCCCGGGAGAGCCACCAGCCCUGCCUACGGCGGCGACUACGAGCAGACGGCCACCAGCGAGUUUGACGACGGCUACGAGGUCUACGACAGCGAGAACGGGGACCCUCGCGGGGACACUUACCGAGCCUACGAGGACGAGUACGGCUACUACAAAGGGCGAGGCUACGACGGCUAUGAGGGUCAGGAUUACUACUACCACCAGUGAGGCCCGCCCCGGGGGACCAAGGCGUCCCUGCCGGCCUUGGCACCUUGGCCACCGUCUGCCAAGCUCAACUCAGGAAGGGGCAGUGUGACAAGCGGGCCCCUCGCCGUGUCCGCAGGGUGCU
Molecule: messenger RNA, 1084 nt
Organism: Microcebus murinus (gray mouse lemur)
Lineage: Eukaryota; Metazoa; Chordata; Mammalia; Primates; Cheirogaleidae
Gene: IBSP
Product: integrin binding sialoprotein
Biological process (GO): bone mineralization; cell adhesion; extracellular matrix organization
Cellular component (GO): extracellular region
Source: RefSeq, a predicted model, not a curated record